Molecule: messenger RNA, 870 nt
Organism: Gavia stellata (red-throated loon)
Lineage: Eukaryota; Metazoa; Chordata; Aves; Gaviiformes; Gaviidae
Product: poly(U)-specific endoribonuclease-A
Exons: 7
Coding region: 1-870 (289 amino acids)
Molecular function (GO): RNA endonuclease activity
Source: RefSeq, a predicted model, not a curated record
AUGGCUAAUGGGAAGUCCUUAAAUCAUGAACUUUCUAAACUUUUCAAUGAGAUGUGGGAUAUGGAUGUUAACCGCCUUACGCCUGGGAAAGACUACACAAUUGAUUUGCAGGGAAAAGCAGGUGCCGCACAGCAAGGUGACAGUGCUGUCCAGGACAGUGCAGUCAGACACUUGUUUCACAACGUAAAUGAAGAACGCCUGAAGAGCAUAAAAACUUUUGCAACCUUUAUUUCCUUAUUGGACAACUAUGAGACAUCAACUGGUGUAGCAGAAGUAGUGACUCCAGAAGAAAUAGUUGAAAACAAUUGUUUUCUUGAUGCUAUCUUAGCGACAGAAGUCAUGAAACUAGCUCAUGAAUAUCUGCUUAAAAAAAACCUAGCAAAGCCAAACCUUGCCGAUUUCAAAUAUCAGCUGUAUGACAUCUGGUUCCAGCUCUAUGCCAGGAAACAAGGAGACAGACCUGAUUCUUGCGGUUUUGAACACGUUUUUGUUGGAGAAACAAGGCGUGGUAAGCAGAUAUUAGGUUUGCACAACUGGGUGCAAUUUUACCUUCAGGAAAAGCGCAACCAAAUUGACUACAAGGGAUAUGUCGCUCGGAAGAACAAAACCAGGCCUGACAAAGAUGACCAAGUUUUGAGCAUCCAGUUCAGCUGGAAGGGCUCAGUCAAGCCAAUUGGAAGCACCUUUAUUGGUGUCAGCCCGGAGUUCGAAUUUGCCCUUUACACUGUCAUUUUCCUGCUGGCUGAGGAAAGUGUCACACGUGAAACAGUGAAGAUAGAGGAAUAUGAGCUACAGAUGGUUGUUUGCCGCCAUGGUCACCACAUUGGAACAGCAUAUCCAGUACUCCUCAGCACCAGUAGUGAAGACUAG